AUGGCGGGCUCCCUUGCAAGCAAAUUCCUGGCCGCGGUGGCUGUCUGCGGCACCGUUGUUGCCGCUGCUCCGACGAGCCAAGAUCAAUUCGUUCUCAGGCCUGCUGCGGAUCUGACUCGCGUUCACGAAGAGCUGGACAAAGCCAAGGUCAUCCCUACCGUCCUGGACGACUUCGAGCCCAUCAUCGGCGUCGCGGCCGAGUGGUCCUCCUCCAAUGUGGCCGAUCUCGGGAACACCCUGAAGCCUGCCGAUCUCCAGUCUGCGCCUACCGUUGCCAUUGUUAGCGGCUCGUCAAUGACCAGCGUCAUAGCCACGACGUAUGUCUUGACUCUCACCGACCCGGACGCGCCUACUCGCAGCAACCCCAUCUGGUCCGAGUUCUGCCACUGGAUUGCCGUCAGCAGCUCUCCGACCAUCUCCUCUGGUAUCGAGCCGGCGGAUCUGGACGAGGUUAUCGAGUACAAGCCGCCGGGACCUCCGCCCAAGACUGGCAAGCAUCGCUACGUCUUCACCGCCUGGGUGCCUGCCAACGGAACCAAGGAGAAGCUGGAACUUUCGAAGCCGGCGGAGCGCAAGCAUUGGGGAGGCCAGGAGGGACGUGGAGUACAGAAGUGGGCUAAAGAGAAUGGCCUCGUUGCUGUCGGUGCCAACUUCAUUUAUGCCCAGAACGAAAAGCAGUGA
Molecule: messenger RNA, 681 nt
Organism: Colletotrichum fioriniae
Lineage: Eukaryota; Fungi; Ascomycota; Sordariomycetes; Glomerellales; Glomerellaceae
Gene: TFS1
Product: carboxypeptidase Y inhibitor
Biological process (GO): regulation of Ras protein signal transduction; regulation of proteolysis
Molecular function (GO): peptidase inhibitor activity; phospholipid binding
Source: RefSeq, a predicted model, not a curated record